AUGACGUCCGCCGUCGUCCCAAUGCGCCAAUUCAGCCUUAGGGGCAAAGUAUACAUUGUCACAGGGGGUGGCAGAGGGCUGGGACUCCGCAUGGCAGAGGCGAUGACAGAAGCCGGCGCGGAAGUCAACUGCCUAGACCGCCUCCAGGAUACGGACUCAGAAUUCCUAGCGACGCAAGAACUCGCUUGCCGCGAACACAUCGGCUCGCUACACUACCAUCACCUUGACGUGCGAGAUUCAGAACGUCUACAAGAAACCAUCCGGAAAAUCGCAUCUCGCCAGCGGCGCCUUGACGGUCUCGUGGCAGCAGCUGGUAUCCUCCAACUCACCGACGCGAUCGACUACUCGCCCGAAGAUGUGACAAAAACCAUGGACAUUAAUUACACGGGGCUCUUCAUGACAGCGCAGGCGGUUGCGAGGCAGAUGAUGGAAUACGAAUGUGUUGGCUCAAUUGUGCUCGUGGCGAGUAUGAGUGGCCUCGUGGCCAACAAGGGGAUGAAUGCGCCAGUGUAUAACUCAUCCAAGGCGGCGGUUAUCCAACUAGGGAAGAACCUGGCAAUGGAGUGGGGCCAGAAAGGUAUUCGGGUUAAUUCACUAUGUCCAGGGCAUAUUCUGACGCCAAUGGUGCAGCAAACUUUUGAGAAGGUGGAGGGUCUGUGGCAGACCUGGGAGUCGGAGAAUAUGUUAGGACGGUUGGCGAAGCCGGUAGAGUUUACCGGAGCGGCGAUAUUUUUGUUGAGCGAGGCGAGUAGGUUCAUGACAGGGAGUUCAUUAGUUAUUGAUGGGGGCCACACGGCUUGGUAG
Messenger RNA from Blastomyces dermatitidis ER-3, 804 nucleotides. RefSeq names its product alcohol dehydrogenase. The record is from RefSeq and is a predicted model, not a curated record. The transcript has 2 exons. Bases 1 to 804 code for a protein of 267 amino acids. Lineage: Eukaryota; Fungi; Ascomycota; Eurotiomycetes; Onygenales; Ajellomycetaceae. Gene Ontology annotation, cellular component: intracellular anatomical structure. Gene Ontology annotation, molecular function: oxidoreductase activity, acting on NAD(P)H, oxygen as acceptor.